Molecule: messenger RNA, 375 nt
Organism: Prunus armeniaca (apricot)
Lineage: Eukaryota; Viridiplantae; Streptophyta; Magnoliopsida; Rosales; Rosaceae
Source: the annotation of a GenBank genome assembly
AUGGUCUUAAGUAAGGAGGAUGGAGGUUUAGGUGUGGCCAAUUUGAGUGAGAGGAAUAAAGCUUUACUUGCUAAGUGGUUAUGGAGGUAUCCGAGGGAAACAAGUUUGUUUUGGCAUAAGAUGAUAAGAAGUAAAUAUGGGGAGGCUACCAACAGGUGGGAUGCAAACCUUUUAGUGAGAGGCUCAAGUUGUAGCCCUUGGAAAGAUAUUUCCUUCAGGAGAAAUCUGAAUGAGGCGGAGAUAGCUGAGAUGGUCGGGUUACGAGAUAAAUUGGAAGGGGCUCGCUUGUUUCACUCAAGAACAGUGCAUUUUUCAGAAUCUGAAUCCUCUGUUGGAUUGAUUUAUGAAUGGAGAAGCAAAUGGCUUGGCAACUGA